Molecule: messenger RNA, 1923 nt
Organism: Colletotrichum siamense
Lineage: Eukaryota; Fungi; Ascomycota; Sordariomycetes; Glomerellales; Glomerellaceae
Gene: xptC-2
Product: Dehydrogenase xptC
Exons: 5
Coding region: 1-1923 (640 amino acids)
Biological process (GO): secondary metabolite biosynthetic process
Molecular function (GO): flavin adenine dinucleotide binding; oxidoreductase activity, acting on CH-OH group of donors
Source: RefSeq, a predicted model, not a curated record
AUGCCGUUCCUUCGCCAGUCCAAGUCCCAGCCCCUGUGGCCCCGGACUGCGUUUACAGCUCUCCUCGCAGUGAGCUCCGUCGCCAACGCCUUGGCCGUUCCCCGCCAGAUCAAGUCAUCUCAGCUGCUCCAAAGCUACGACUAUGUUGUUGUCGGAGGUGGAACGGCCGGCCUGACCCUGGCAGACCGUUUGACUGAGGACCCCGAAACGAGCGUCUUGGUCCUCGAGGCCGGCAACUGGGGCAACAUGGAAGAGAAUCUUGCGGCUUACUUCACCGAGUCGCGAUAUGCCAACCUCAUGAACUCCCUUUGGCCCGGCGUGGAGUCUGUGCCGCAGCCCAACUUGAACGGAAGAGUUGGCACCGUCUGGAUUGCCAAGCAAGUCGGAGGCGGCUCUUCCGUGAACGCCAUGAUGAACAUGCGCGGUUCCGCCGAGGACUACGACCGCUGGGCAACCCUGUUCGGAUCCGAAGCCCAGCAGGGAGUCGCUGACUGGAGCUGGGAUGGCAUGUUGAAGUCCUUCAAGAAGGGCCUCCACUUUACCGAGCCCACUCCCGAGCUGACCGACAACUUCGACAGCUUCAAGUACGAUGCCUCCUACUGGGGUGAUUCUUCGGAGAUCUAUGCUGGCUGGCCUCGCUUCUACUAUCCCGGCGUGAAGCCUCUGGUGGAAGCGUUCAAGGAGAUCGACGGCGUUGAGUUCCCUCCCGACAGUGGUGCCGGACAGCCCGGUGUCUUCUGGUUCCCCACGCUGAUGGACCCCCGGACUGUCACUCGCUCCUAUGCUGGCACCGGCCACUACCUCAGCGUCAACGCUACCCGCCCCAACUACCACCUUCUGCUCGACACCCAGGCUCGCAAGCUGGUGGUCGACGACGACCUCACUGCCACCGGCGUCGUGUUCCCGUCCAGCAACAACACCCUGAUCACCGUCAAUGCGAAGAAGGAGGUCAUUCUCUCUGCUGGUACCGUUCACACGCCUCACCUCUUGCAGCUCAGCGGUAUCGGCCCCAAGAAGGUUCUUGAGGCCGGAGGCAUUGAUGUCCGCGUCGAUCUUCCUGGUGUUGGCCAGAACUUCCAGGACCACAGCAGUUUGUCUGCUAUGAACAUUACGCUGUCUAAGCUCGCAUCAAUUCACCCGAACCCGAGUGACCUGGUCGAUGGCAACGAGUUCAAGGACUGGGCUGAAGAAGUUUGGGCAGCCAACAAGACUGGCCCGUACUCUCUCACCUUCACCAACCUGGCUGGCUGGCUCCCCUUCACCGUCGUGUCUGGAAAGGCCGACGAGCUCGCCACCAAGUUGGAACAACAAGACUUCGCUAGCCUGCUCCCUGCCGACGCCGACUCCACCGUCGUCGCCGGUUUCGCGGCGCAGAUGAAGAUCCUGGCCACCCAGAUGCGCUCCAAGAACACCGCCUUCACCCGCAUGCAGCUCGUCCCUGACCACGGCUCCCAGGGCCCCGUCGCGAUGCAGUCCUUCAGCCGCGGCACCAUCAACAUCAACACGACCGACCCGUGGAACACCGAGCCCGUGAUCGACUACCGCGCCCUCAGCAACCCCGUCGAGGCCGACUUCUUCGUCGAGGCGAUCAAGUUCCUCCGCCGCUACAACUUCGAGACCUCGCUGGCCACCGAGUACGAGCCUGUCGAGUACGCCCCUGGCCCGGAUGUCACUUCCGACGAGGACCUGAAGGCCUACAUCGCCGGUGCUCUGUCGCCCACCGACUACCACCCCGUGGGCACUUCGUCCAUGCUUCCUCUGGAGUUGGGUGGUGUCGUUGACCAAACUCUCCGCGUUUACGGAGUCAAGAACCUCAGAGUCGUUGACGCCAGUGUUAUGCCCAUGGUUCCGAGUGCCAACACUUGCCAGCCCACUUAUGCCCUGGCCGAGAAGGCCGCGGAGAUCAUUAAGCAGGGUAUCUAA